Molecule: messenger RNA, 606 nt
Organism: Penicillium bovifimosum
Lineage: Eukaryota; Fungi; Ascomycota; Eurotiomycetes; Eurotiales; Aspergillaceae
Gene: cwc21
Product: U2-type spliceosomal complex subunit CWC21
Exons: 2
Coding region: 1-606 (201 amino acids)
Source: RefSeq, a predicted model, not a curated record
AUGUCCUCAAACGUCGGCCUCAGCACCCCGCGCGGCAGCGGCACAUCAGGCUACGUGCAGCGCAACUCCGCCCUCCUCAAACUCCGCAACACAGGCUACGGCGCCCCUACCCACCCCGGACCCAUGGACCGACCAUUCAAGCAGCGCAUGCCCGACAAGCAAAUCCUCGACCAUGACCGGAAGCGCGGGAUCGAGGUGAAAGUCAUGGAAGAGCGGGAGAGGCUGGAAGAGGAGAAUGAGCGGAUUGAAGAAGAGCAGAAGAAGAGUUCUAAGACUGUCAAAGACAAGGCAGAUAAGGAGGAGGAGGAGAAGGAGAAGGUGCUCAGUGAAGAAGAGAUUGAUGAACGGUGUGAUGCGCUGAGGAAGAGGUUGCUUGAUGAGCUUGAGGUGGAGAUGCAGAGGGGUGAGGCGUUUAAGAGGCCGCUUCCCGCUGGCAAUGGCAAGGAUAGACGGAAUUUGAAGUCUUAUCAGGUUCAUGAGCUUGCUGAGGCGAAGAUUGAGGAGACGGAGAGGUUGAGGAGGGCUUUUGGGUUGAGGGAGGAUAGGGAGACGGGGGUGAUUUCGAGUUCGAGGGAUCGGUAUCGGGAGAGGGAGAGGAGGGAUUGA